UUUCACGGUUGCGUCAAGAAAUAUCUUCACAUAUUCUGGUGGAGAGGUUUUGACGUUCGCUGGUGGCGAGGAACUUUAUGUGUUUAUCAACAAACAACUGGUGGUUCAAUUAUUUCAUGAUCCUGCAAACAACUCAAUUCCUUGUGCGGUUGUAGAACUUCAAGCUGUCUCAGGUAAUUAACCUACAUUUAAUUUCGUCAAUCUUCUGUAACGUCGUCGUAAUACACCCUUCCAGAAAGUACUCAGCUUUGGCUAUGCACGGAGCCUCGUUUUCGAUAUUGAGAUAUUGAGAUAUUGGAUAUUUAGAACCAUUUUUCUUGUUACAGGUGACACAUUUAAGAAAUCAAAUACGCAAACGAGGCUCUAUAGCCAAGGCUAAGUACUUUCCGGGAGGGUGUAUUAUAUGAACCGCAGAGGUCCUAUUACCUAUCUCUAAAUUACAUUCAAAAACUCAUUAAUAAUCAGGAAAACACAAAGAAAAAUCAUAAGCGUGUCGUACCUUUAUAUGUGAUAGAGAUUUCCCUUGAUUUACAUAAACUUGAACUUUGAUUUUCUCGACUUAUACACAACGUAUUUUUUGAAAAUUACUUCGCCAAUGAACUUACUAGAUCGAUCGUUUUUGAAGCAAUUUAAAACAUUCGCAGUGCGUGUUUUAUCAGACCUAAAGAUCAGGGGCGGCGGAACAGGGGGGGGGCUAGGGGGGCUAAAGCCCCCCCCCAGAAGUAAAAGUGGGGGGGGGGCUUAGCCCCCCAGGAAAAUUUAUUUUUUUCUGGAAAACUUUGAUAAUUACGGAAAAAUUUAGGUUAUUUUUUGAAAAUUUAUGUUUAAGGGGAAAAAUUUGGCGUAUUUUGUUUAAAAAUUGUGUAUUUCUGGAAAAAAUUUUUGUUAUAUGUCCGGAAAAAUUAUUGUACCCUUAAAAUGGUACACUGAUCAAAAUUUUUUUGGCGCAUGAAAUGUACAUAUAUAUGUAUUAGGUCCGGUCAUAAAAAGACCCUGUUAUACUAUAAUCAUUUAUAGACCUGGAACGAGGGGGAUUCGGCGAAAUAUUACCUGAAGUGAAUCCCCCGAGUGGAGGGUCUAUAAAUGAUAUAUUAUACCGAAAAUUAAAAGCCUCCAAGUUGUGAAAAUAAAACUUGCCACAUACUUGAAUACGAUGUUUUAUUUUUUAUUAACGCAAGUACUUGUCACUUUUAUUUCGAAUCACAUACCGUUUGGAAUGUUGAUGAUGAUAACAUUUUUCAAAGUUUGCUUCAUAUUAAAAAAAACAGCUUUCUUUGAAGUUUGACCAAUUAGUAAUUCAUCACUCUUAGUAUUAUUUUGUCGGCCAUCUUGUUUUCGUGAUUGCCGCGCGGGUUUGAUAUGAUCAAAUCACCCGCUACGUCAAAUUUGAUGACGAGAGGCGUGAUUCGAUGAUAAAUUUCAUGCUCACGUGGCACAAACUUAGCUUUCUUAUUAUAGACACAUUGAAGUGUUAAUAUAUAAAUAUAUAUAUAUAUAUAUAUAUAUAUAUAUAUAUAUAUAUAUAUAUAUAUAUAUAUAUAUAUAUAUAUAUAUAUAUAUAUAUAUAUAUAUAUACUAAUCUACUCAUACUUAUUAUAUUAAUUAUAUUAAUAAAGAAUAAUUUCACGAAGCACACAUAACCUAACCAUGUAGAUCUAUAUACAAAUGAUCCCUACAAUUAUACACACUAUUUCAGUAUUUCACUGUAUGGUCCACUUUACAGCACCUGUAACGAUCAAUGGCAACCUAAGAAAUCCAUUAACUUAACAAUGCCUGCAUAAGGUUGCACCAUACAAAAUACCUAACGCCUGUAUAGGUCCAAUUUACUUAUCUUUAAAUUACCAUAUAAGAGAAGGACAAGAACAUGUUGGCAACAAAAAAUUCGACCUCUCUGUUUUUCAGGAAGCAUCCGUCAUUGAGCAAAUAAACAACUUGCUCAUAUACUGCAAAUGGAAUAAACUCUCUUAAUUCAAAUAAUUUUAAUUUAUGUUUGAAAACGUUUUAUUUUUUGUCAGAUGACGGAAGCAUUGAAGUAAAAGAAGGAGUCUUAUCCAAUCAUAAUUGUGAAAAUCUCAAGCAAAGUAUAAAUAAAGUACAGUUAAAUCUUCUCGUAAGUAACUUUAGUUGAUAUGUUUGUGUACAAUACUGCAGGAAAUAUUGCACUAGUAAUAGAAAGUAAUUUUCGGAGAUCAUGGCCAGAAAUCACAUAAUCCAUUCUAGUUUUCAUAUGCUAAAUAAAAUUACAUAGUCACGUUGAAAUAUGGCUUUAACUGAUUAGCCUUCAGGUUUAUCCGCCAUUUUGGGGACACUUAACGCAAGGCGACUUUUUAUCACUGUAGUUGUGUGUAUGAGGGUAAAUUUACUUUGGAAAGUCAAUUUUUACAUUGUUUUAAUUGUCUAGAUUAUUUGACGAGGUAAGGCGGUACCUCCAAAAUCGCGGAUAUUGGCCUGCGUGAGAAAGGCUAAUUGUAUAACGCGAUAAUUGUAAAUUAAACAAAUUGUAACAUAUAAGAGAGGUUCAGAUUUGAAUUCCACUACCGCUAUACCGCUAUACUAUUAAUUAAGGGACCAUUAACCAAUCAGAUGCAUUUAACUUACCCGAUUAACCAAUCAUGCAGAUGACAGGGGUUUCAGAAUGAUUUGAAGUAGGGGCUGUACCAAAAAAGUAGCCGGCUGUGAUUGAUAGUUAAAAAAUUGCGCGGGGAGGGGUCGUGCCCUCGCAUGGAAAUUUAAAAAAUUUUCGCCGCAAAUUAACAAUCAAAUAAUAUAGAAUAAGUAAAAAGACAAAGUACAACUGAUAUUUAGAUGACAUUUGCAUUUAUACUUGUAUAAGUGACAAUUAAUGUACUUUAAUGUGCUACUAGUAAUGUAAUUUGUACAGAUGCAUGAACAGAAUGAUAAUGUACACUAUUAGUAUUACCUAAUUUAUGAGUCCGAAAUCAUUAAUCAAAUGAUGUUAUACUUAUGUUUGUUAUAUAGUACAGAGUGAAAUACUGAGAAAUACGCAGUGAGAUAUUUUCCAUAUCUUCACUAGUGAAGAUAUCGAUCACGUUACUUUUAGUAUUUAUACAAUUUUUUGCUUGGGACUAUAUAAUAAACAGAACAUUAACGGUGGCUUGAAGAUAUGACUUUUAUCUUCUCGUGUUAGCAACAAUAUUUUACUCACUCGCUGUGCUCGUUCGUAAAAUAUAUAGUUUUCACCACUCGAAGAUAAAAGUCAUAUCUUCGCGCCGCUGUGUAAUAUCCUCAAAAAACUUAAUGAACUUUACUUCGUCACUUUAUCAUAAUUAAUUCACUGUCAAAGAAUUAGUCACUUCAAAAACAUUUACCAAAGUAGCUCUGAAUCUGACUCGUUCUCUGCGUCACUGUCAAAUUCGGAUUCCCCAAUGCUUAAGUCACUGUUAGAGUCAAUCAGAGUCAUCUUCCUGUUCAGGAAGAUUCAGAGCCGCUUACCAUUUGCUACGAAAUUCAAGAUGGCGACGAGAAAAAAAGAAUGUUUAUAUUAUCGCUUUUUCGACAGCAACUUAAGAAAGCAAGCUAUGUUUGGUACUAUGUAUUAUUGAUCUUAUUGAUCUUCCAAAAUAAGUGAUGUUUUGUUUGAAUUCCAAUUGGAACAUAACAAACAUCGUGUUGGUUCGCUUGUACCUUUGUAUAUAAAAUUUUUCCUGCAUGUGACCAGACGAAAACUAGCCGGCGGAACUCCGGCGUCCGCCGGCUUAUUCUGAAACCCCUGCUGAGAUGCGUUUAAUCUACCCGUUUAACCAAUCACAUGCACAUGACAGAGGAAGUGAAAGCUAUAGUAGUGGAAGUAAAAACUGAACCUCUCUAUAAUUGGCAUAGUUUAAAGAUGAUGUCCACUCCUGUGCACAUGCGCGAACUUUGUUUACGUUUUGAACUGCUAUAUUUGUAAAAUAUGAUAUACUAACUGAAUAUCUAACACUUUUCUGGUUCGCUAUACUUGUAAAUGAAUAUAAACUCUACGUUUCAAUUCAAAAAAGUUCGAAAGAUGCAAAAUUUGGGCAAUGUUUAUGUCUGGGGGUCCCCCUUUGUUAUGAGCAGAACUGAUGCGCAGAACGGAGUGGACAUCACCUUUAAGUUGUUGCGCAUUCUCACGGGUUUUUUCUAAAUUUGUGCAUAUAGGUUAUACUUGUUAGGAGGGUCUAUAACCGAUAUAUUAUACUGAAAGUUAAAGACCCACCAUGUUGAAAUACUUGCUGAAUAACUAAGCGAAUACAAUGUACAAUUUUUUUUAUAGUCUUUGUUUUUUUGCCAACGAUUUCGGCAAGUUGCAAAUGACCUACAUUACUCUCAACUCUAAUUGCCAUUUACAAUAUCACGUUAUACAAUCAGUUAACGCCAUAUUUCACCGUGAUAUGUACUAAUUAUAAAUUAAUAAUAUAAGGAAGUAGAGUGAAUCAAAUAUGUCCGUGAUUUUGUGCCAUCGUCUUAUUAUUAGUUGCUCAUCUGAUGCGAAAGUCGUUGUACAUAGUUCGUUGUAUAAGCAUGCAUGCACUCUGAUUCAAAACCGUCUAAAACUUGUUACGACUUGAAUUGAAACUUCAUGGUAAGUUACUAACUUCAUCAAACAACGGCCUUGUUACAAUUCUUUAAGACUUGUGAGUUCAGUGUUGGCUCCCGUUUAUAUGGCAUUGGAAGCCGUUGUCGUUGAUUCUCGUACAUCAGACUGAAGACUAUAUUAGCAAUUCUGGCGUCUUAAGCGAAGGUCCUUCCUUGGGAGAGUUAAAAGCAGCGUCUUAAUUUCUAUUCCACUGACACUACCGAGGACCAUCCUCGCUCGAAACGUGCAGAGUCUUUCCUACGUCUACGAGAUUCGUUGGAUACGCCAUAUUCUUACAUCAUCAUGCACUGACACCUUAUAAAUCUCGUAGCCUGCCGUGGCCAACAUAGGCGCACGGAGAGAAAAAAUUAGGAGCAGGGACAAAAAUUUGCCCGAUAUUGCUUAAAUGAAGGGGUUCGAAAUAUAUAUUAAAACAUUUUAGCUUACUUCUUCCUAUUUCGACGAAUUUGCGCUCUACUCUCCCUUUAAUCAUUUGGCCAAUUUUAAUGUAGUAUUCUCCAAUUUUUAAAUGCAAUCUGCCCGAUUUUUAGGUACUGCGAGAUUAUCUCGUGCGUACGUAAUGGUGUAAUCAGGCAAUGGUGAGCAUGCAUGUACAAACAACGAAUCUCGUAGUCGCCGUCGUCCUCGUAGUAAAAAUUCGAAAAUUCUCUAUUAGAAAGCUGCAUGACAGGUGUCAAUAAUAACUGUCGGCCAUUGUUAAAUCCUUUUUGUUCUCUGUUCAGGUCGGUGUGCCAUAUCGUCUUGAUGUUUUCUUGGCAGAGAGAUUUCUGUGUCAGUCUGUAUUUCUCUAUCAAGCUAGUAAUAUUUCUUUUGUGCAACCAUGGCAACAAACAAAGGCUGUCGAUUAUCUGGCUACCGUUCCAGAGUCAUUACAUGUUGGCGCGCUUGUGCAAGAGUUUAGGAUUGGUGACAAGUUUACGACUGGACCCUACAAUGUUAAAGUACGUAGAAAAUUUCCCCUUCCUAUCAUUGUAUUAGUUAUAUCUGUUAGUUAUAACAUUUAUAUCUAUUUAUGUAUUAACCACGGUCUAUUUAUCUGUCAGCUAUAAUAAUAAUAAUAAUAAUAAUAAUAAUAAUCGUCUAUACAUAUGAUAUCGAUACGAUUAUAUUUCUUCAUUUCGUAUCCGUAGAUUCUGUAUAUCUAUUAUGUGCUUGUCCAUUACCUAUUGUUUCUUUAUUUGUUGACGUCGAUAUCUAUCGCCUAUCAUCGAUCUAUGAUCUAAUAACAAUUUAAUUGUAACCUAAGGCGAUUAAAAAACAUUCUGGUGAUACAAUAUUUUUGUCACAAGGUACUAAGUGGAAACAACCAACGAAGAUUCACCAUCAAACCUUCAACAUACACCCCACCAACAAGUCCUCCACCCCCUGUUGAAAAAACGGUUAAUAUUGCAGGAGACACUGUGGUAUUGUGCGUUAACUCCAGUAACAUUACACAACCUAUUGCUGAUGUAUCAACCACAGUGGAAACAUUCACCAGACCAUCUGGUAACACAGCUGCUCUGUUGACAUUGGCUAAGAAUUUGGAUUUUGAAGCCACGCGAGAGUAUCAAAUUUUGCUGGAGGUCACAGAUACUGCAAGUGACCAGAAAGGGAACAUUACUAUGAGGGUAAGAAAUAAGUAAGCUUUCCAGGGGGAUCAAAAUAGUUCCCUUUUUUUCGGAUUAAAAGUAGGAACAUUUUUGUAAGUGUCGUUUCAUUCAAGAGAAUCGCCAAAUUUGGUCACAAUUGAGGUCAUGAAGUCAUAGUCAAUAGUUAAUAGGGAGCUUAAGCAAGUGAUGUUUUUGUCAACAAGGACGUCAGAUUGCCGGGGGACUGGAUUAAAAACUGUGUUUGUGUCAGUUUGUGGUAAUCUUCAACAUAUAUGACAAAACAUAAGAUUUUUAAAGUUUUUUGCUUCCUCACACGAGCGCUAUGAAGCAAAAUGCCGUCAAAAUUAGUGAUACCAAUUUUCGGGUGACGUCCGUGUUGACAAAAACGUCGCUUGCUUAAUAUUACUUGUUGAUAAACAGAAAGUACCUUACUUACAUAAAGCAACACCUAAAGAGUUUGGAUUUUUGCACAAAAGUUACGCAGCUGCCGUUGCUAUGGCAACAAUGACGUUUUAAGAUGGCGGAUAUUUUCGCUUUAAAGUAAUUUAACUCGUGAACGACAUCGGUGACCCUAAAAUUUUAUUUUAAAAAAUGAUUUCUUUUAGUAUAAUCAAUUAUUUUGACAAAAAAUUAUGUGGAGCCCAAAAAAAUUAUUAUGAAUAAUCAUCUUUACGUAAUUUAAUAUAUAUAGAGCUCAAUUUAUAGUCUGCCAUGCAGGGAGUUCUCCCCUAGGACACUGUAGAUUGUUGAGAAAACCAACAAAAACAAGAAACAAUAAAAAUGGUUCCUGACAGAAGUUGCUUUCUACAGCCUUUUGUGGUCCAAGACCUGUUUUCUCUAAUAGCACGUCUAUCAUUUUAAUGUUUGUACGCUUAUCUUAGUAUGUAUGCGUAAUGACUUAAUUCGGCUUGUCUGUUCCUCUAAGUAAAACUAGCGAGAGCCUCUAGGCUGUUCAAGCACUUCCUUGCCCAAAACGUAUGCCAUAAAGUGCAUCUGUUGUAUGUUGUUAAAAAUAUUAAAACUUAAAGUUCAUUAAGUUUCUGACGUUUAAUUGCUGUCGUUUCAGGUUAUUGUGCAGGACGUAAACGACAACUGUCCUAUCUUACCGAGAGUGUCCUAUAGCUUUACUCCAGUUCCUCCACUCGUCCAGGCUGCGUUCUUCACAAUCAAAGCAACAGAUCUUGACAGCGAUGAAAACGCGAGGAUCUCGUAUUAUCCACAACGUAUCACCGAAACGUAAGUAUAGGUACAUAUAACAUGUAAAUAAACUUUUCUAACAAGCUUUGUAAUAUUAUUAAUUAUAUAGUUUCUAAGUACUUGCUCAAUAUCAUCAAUAUAUAGAGCAAGUAUAGUAUAGGUUGAUUUCAAAAUCUUCAUUACCGUUUUUAAAGUUGGAUCGUCAAUAGUAUGUUCUAUACUUUAUAGUCCUGCGUACAACGAGGGAUUUUACAUGCAUACAGGUGAUAGAAUAAUGGUGUGGUUGGGUGGGACAAUUGGAGAAAGGGCAGACAAACUCGAUUUUGGGUGCGGGAGCUAGGGGGUGUUCCCCAAAAUAAUUUGAAUCUAGAGGCUCUUAUGUUCUGGCAAAGAUUUGUUUUACCCAACCCUCACAAAAACUGUUUCAAAACAUGUAUAACUGAGAAUCAUGGAUACUCAAUAUAUAACAACCUUAAAUUUGCAUUUUAGGCAGCAAAGAAUAUUAGGUUCUCCCACUCUAAACUCUUUUGGGGAGAUUCGCUCGCCCCAAUUUUAGCUUCUUUUCCAUUACCCCAGCACAUUUUGUGAGGAAAAUAGGAGGGUCUGGAGUCCUCCCCCAGAAAACGUUUAUAUUUUUGAUGCUCAAUUAAUGACAGCAUUUCUGGAAUUUUCUGGAGCAUCCACAAGGGUAACGAGUAAAUGAGAAGACUGUUUUAAUUAAGGCUAUUUUUGUUAGCUUGGUGACUGCACAUUUGUGUUUUAAGAACUGCACAAAUGGGUUUAGAACUGCACAUUUUGUGUAGAACUGCACGUUAAAAUAAACCCUGCAAUAUCGUAUCGUGAAGUAAUUCGUGAGAGUGAAAAGAGAAAGUGUAAACUGCAAUGGUGAUUAUCUUUUGGUCUAUAUUUAAAGGUUCGUCUGUAUACAGACCCUUUGAAAGUUGUUAAAAAAUUUUAAGUCGUUACCGUACACAUUUGUGACGUCUUUCUUUGUAUGUUUUGUAGAGAUGAGGUGAGCCGUACUCGGUACUAUACAAACAAUUUUACUGAAGUUGUUUGGGUUAACAAGACUAUUGAAACCAGGUGGACAUACAGGAUUUAUGCCGUAGAUAACGGGAACCCGAGACGUGGGGACUUUAUUCCGGUCAAUGUUACCGUCAAUGCUACAUGUACUAGUCAUGCAAACUUUGUUAUCAAUAAUAUCACCGGGGAAGUGUUCCUACGUGCUCCAACACUUACUGGGUCUGAAUAUCGUAAGUAUAUCGUAUUAAUAGUGUAUCGUCUGUUUACAACCGUCUGUUUAGGUUUUUAUGACUGUGCGUUACAGAACACAAAAAUUACCGGCAGCAUUUUUACACGAGUUUGUGUGUGUGUUGUUCCUUCUCGAGAUACUCAAUAUCAUUAAUAAAAUCUUACUUAUGCAGUAUCUUUGUUUAAAUGACAUUUGAAGUAACAAUAUAGUUUGUCUUACUUAAAAGAGCUUUGGAAUUAAUUAAUAGACGUUUUACAGCUUUUUUGACAUUUUAUAGCUUUUUCAUAUAUCUUGCUUGAUUUUUCAAAUAUUUUGACUGAAAACAGUGAAUUGUCCUCCAUCAUGGAUUAUUCAGAAUAUGCAAAUUACGUCACAAGUGCAGUCACACAAGUUUUUCCUGUGGGCAAUAUGAGCCCAAAACGCUUUGGUUGAUAUUUCAAAAUUCGAAUUCAAUAGAAACAUUUAAAACCACCUUUGAUCUUAACUAUUUUAUAAGGCCACUCUUGACGUCAUCAAAACCAUAGUUAAUGAAGUUAAGAAUUAAUCCAAGAUGACGGAAAGUUCAUUGCUAUCAGUCCAAAUAUUCUAAUUACUUCUAAUAGUUAAGCUUGAUGUGAAAAAUCUGCGACAAAAUUUGAUACACAAUAUUAAACUUUCUUUCAAGUAUUAAAAUGAGCCAAUUUUAAUUCCAAUGUCCUUUAACACCAAUUUUACGAAAGAAGCAAGUUAAGAAAAAACUACACAUUAAAAUGUUAUUCGGUUAUUUCAGACUAAUUUUGGUUCAUGAGACUUUGUCGUAUGAACACUGCGUACUAACCAGUCUUUGGUCUACUAAACUUUUCAAAUAACAGAAUGUAUCUAUUUCCUAUAAGCUCGGAACUCCACGCAGAGGCCAAUGUGCCGGCGUUGUCGUACGGGCCACUACUGUGUUGGUGACGGAACUGAAUUGCCUUGUGGGAAAUCUUCGCCUACGGAAUAUUCAUUUGCUGGCGCAAACGAAUGUGAUAAAUGUCCUGAAGGCUGGGUAAGUUAAAUCCUGAGUAGAUUAGCGUUCCUUGAUUUUUGCAUUUAUCUGAUUAUAAUUUCGCCUCAAGCGCAUGUGCAUAGGCAGCCCAGCAAAUAUGUGCAUUCGCUUAAAAAUGCAUUAAACGCUAAAAAAUACGUAUAAAGUUCGUCUGAAUUUGCUAUCAAGCGAUUUCUUGCGAUUGUAUUUUCAUAUAGUGUGUUAUACUACAGUAUAUGAAAAUACAGUGACGUAAACAGCGGAAUCUGCAUAUAUAAUGAGCCACACAAAAUUCGCUUGAUAGCAAAUUCAGACGAAUUUUAUACGUAUUUUUUAGCGUUUCAUGCAUUUUAAGUGAAUACACAUAUUUGUUGGGCUGCCCAUGGCCAUGGCAUGUGCGAAGACUGCUUCCAGUUUGACUCUGCCAAAUACCGCAAGCUUUCUUCGAGUAGUACUUCUAGAAUAACACCGGAAUUAGAUCUGAUUUAGAACUCACAGAAAUAGUCCGUUUAGUUUUAUAGGCCAAAACGUCCAAACGAGUCGUUCUGGGGUGAAUGGUCAAAUUUAUUCAUUGUAUAUGUUGUACAUUAAUAAUAUAUACUCACAAAUAAUUAAACAUAUACUCACAUAUAACAUAUACUCACAUAUAAUUCUAUAGUUAUGUCACAAUGGGACGGCUUUACCAUGUCCAGCUGACACUUGGGUUGCGUGUAAUGAAAGCGUAAGUAUUUUGUCUCAAAUUCCCUUUUCUCUCUUUGUCUUUUAAGUGUCUCCCAUGUGACUUAAUGCCUUAAGAUAUCUUGUGCAUUAUUUUAUUUUUUAGUUUUGUCCAGAGAAGUGCAAUGCUUGUGAACCUGGUACUGUGUGUUUCAAUGGCAAACAAACCGACUGCCUUCCUGGAACGUAUAGUAAUGGCACUGGUAAGGUUUAGUGGGUGUUGCUAGUACAAUUUUAGUACAUUUUCGUUCAAUGUCGGUUCAGUACACGUGGAGUACGCAUUUAUAUGGUUAAAAUCAGUUUCAUCUCAGUCUCAUUAGACUAAUUGCUACAAGUCGACUCGCACCAUAAAGCAUUAACUUGUCUCAUGUUGUAAGGAGGAAAACGAGUGAGAACGCGUGAGCGAAUAAAACAAGCAUGAGCAAGAAAUUUGAGCUCAAACUCUCAGCUAAAUAAUAUGAGUGGACUUGUAUAGCAAGUCUACCGUCUCAUAUACGUCCAAAAUUUCAGGGUUUUUCCGACUCUCGGAGCUCCAGAUUCUCACUUUAAUAACACUGGACCAAUAAUGGCAGUGAUGAAGUUCUGACGUCACUUACGCUAAUCUACGCUAAAAACCAACGGCUUACAAAUUAGGCUAUAGUCAUUAUUCUACCCUAUAAUAGAUGUGUAUUGCCAGACUGCUACCUACGCUUUGAACCAAGUUUAAUGUCACGAGAACUUACCAUAAAGGACGUGUAUUUCAAAAACUCUACCUGUUCUGAGAACCAACCACUUGACGUUUAGGGCUACGAGAACGUACUAUAAAGGACGUGUAUUUCACGAACUCUUCCUAUUCUGAGAACCAACCGUUUGAAAUCUACAGUUACGAGAACUUACCAUGAUGGACGUGUAUUUCAUGAACUCUCGCUGUUCUAAGAAUCAACCGUUUGGAGGGAGCAUUUCUGAACCAUUAUAGAAUAACCGUUUGAAGUUCAGGCCUGCAUAAGAUCAACCACAAUAGAUACGUAGCUCAAAACGUUUGGUUAAUACAUAUAUUACAGUUGUAUAGUGUCACUGCUGUCACACCAUCUAACAAGACCCAUGCGUAAGCAAUUUGGUUCUGACUUUCUUCUAACUUGUAUUUCUAGGUUUUCCUUGUCAGUUAUGUCCUCCUGGUAGUUACAACAAUAUCACGCGUGCUACGACAUGCACCUGUUGUCCCGUGGGAUACACGAGUACGUACCGAAAGAAUGGAUGUCGUGCGUGUCACGUGCGUGAGUGGGCAGAAGAAGGAAGUUUUCCAUUCUGUGGUCUAUGUAAGACAUGCGUCACUCCCAGUCAAUGUAAGUUAGAGAUAAUACGUGUGUACCGUUGCAGUACUUGGUAAAGCACAAUACAGUAAAGUUUUGACUUCAGUACUGGAACUAGAACAAUCGAGAUAAAAUUUUAUAUAAUUAUAAAAAAUAAUAUAAAUAUUUUCAUGCAGCAUGGAACGCAUUUCAAGCCGGGAUAAUUACCUGGGCUUGAAUAGAACUUUUUUCGAUGGCAAAGUCUUAAUUUACCUUAAAUUAGGUUUAAUUCAUAGAAUACUUAAUACAAGGCAAUAUGUUUCACCAUUCUGGUAUAGUAUGGCAGGUAUAACAAAAAACGGCAAAAAUUUUUUUUUUUUUUUACUUUUACUUUUGAGUCUGUUAAGACUCAAAAGAUGAAUUACCGUUCAGUUUUUCUUGCUACAACCAUUCUGAUAGGAGAAAAAUCGUCCACCAGUUGUUUGAUUGCCCGUCAUUUGGAUGAAAUGUCACGUGAUUGCAAACAAAAAAUUCAAAACACGGAAAGUGGUAAUGUAGAUGUUCUCUUUAGGUCCAUGUCUUGCUGUGCCCUCGCCGUGUUUUCCUGGAGUAGCAUGUCGUAAUUUGGACUAUGGAAAUUUUCAAUGUGGAGAUUGUCCAGCGGGUUAUGAAUGGAAUGGGACCGAUUGUGUUGAUAUUAACGAGGUUGGUAAAUAUGCAAAUGUUUUUCACAGGUAACUCAGACUCAGUUGUGAUGUAUACUUAGAUCCUCAGUUGAGCCUGUGUUUUGUGCCAGGCUUUUGAGCUACGGGAUUAGCGUCGAGUCAUCAAGUUAUUAUUUUCGAGAAAAUAAUCAAGAAACGGGAUUUUAAGAUUGAGAUCCCUGGAUAUGCAACAUGUAUACAACUAUAACAAGAAUGUGAAACUACAAUAGAUUUUCACGUGAAAAUAUUUUAAUUCAAACGUUUGCAUAGUACCGAGCCUUCGAGGGUGCUUAAAAUUUCGCAUAGCUGGAGUAGCUGAAGCUUGGUUCAUCCGGGCGUCCUGGAACGUCAUACAACGAAAAAUGGACGCUGUUGGACGCCCAAAAUUCUGGGGGGAAAGGAAAAUUAUUCUCAAUGAUUUCCCUAAAUAUCUCAAUAAACGUUAGUACCCUAUGUAGAUGCUGACAUGAAGAACUGUAGAACUUUGCUACUGUUUAAGAGACCCAACAUUCAAAGGUUUUCCAGAGGGAUAUAGUCUCGAACCUCGCUACACGUGUAUAAUAUAAAGUCGCAACGCGGCCCUUUGUAUAAUAUUUGCAUUCAUUUCCUUCAAUCAGAGUAGCGAGCGAAAACAUGGCUUAAUUUAUAUACAUAUAAAGUUGAUUGAUUGAUGGAAUGAUUGAUUGAUUGAAUUAGUGUACUCGUGCAUCACCAUGCAACUCAAGCUGCACCAAUCUUAUACCUGGCUAUCGUUGUGGUGGAUGUCCAGCAGGUCACCGGGGAAGUGCUCCUUCGGGGAUUGGUCUCGAGCAAGCGACGAACUCGAAACAGUCUUGUGAAGAUAUAGAUGAAUGUUUAGAAGGAGGUCACUUGUGUGAUGGGAAUGCGAAGUGCAUUAAUACGAUUGUAAGUUACUGUUUAUAUCAUCUUCUUUUAUUACCGUACCAUCUUAAAGCCUGCUUUCUAUUUGGUUCUAACCAUCGUGGUCAAGCCAUUGUCGGAAAUUGCCUUAAGGAGGCUCCAUACGGUUUCCAAUAUAUAUCAGUGUUUUAAACUAAAAGCUAUUUGAAUCUAAAAAAACUAAUUUUUUGCACAAGCCAUUGUUUGCUUUUAUAUAAAAAAGUAAUUUUAACCCACAAUCGCUACUCUUCAUGUUGCCAUGACAACAUGACGUCACCAUCUAUAUGGCCUAUAUCAACCAAAAAAGCCGUCUUAGCGGACAAAUAACCACGGUGACCUACCUUUUUUUAUAGUUCCAAGUUCCUGUUUGCUUUAGUUGCUAUUUUUAACCCCAAAAACAUUCCUUUGGCUUUGUUUUAAUAAUUCGAUUGUAAACGUUCGAUGGCACUGGAUAUACAAUGAUCUACGACUACGAUUUAAAUAUGGCGUCGCCGGCAUUCAGGAAAAAUUCAAUUGUCGGACCAAUGACGGGAAUUGAACCCUUAACAUUGUAACCCCGCCUUGCGGUCGCCUCUUCAUAAUGGUCGCUUAUUUUUGCCUACUCUAUCUGCGGUCGCCGCGAAAAGGACAAAACAGUACAUUUUCUUACAAAGACACUGAAAAUUACGGUCACCCGUUAACACGACCAAUUUUUUUGGCGCAUGCAUGCUUGACCGUAUUAACGCAGUUCUACUGAAAAGGGCCAGUCUUGAGAUACUCAGUUUGUAAUCUCAAUGAGAAUUAUGCUGUCUAAGAGAUAACGUUUUCUCGUUUUUAGGGCAGCUACAAGUGCGGUGCUUGCAACGCCGGUUAUAUUGGCAAUGGAUACAGUGGGUGUAUCCCAGGAGACUUCUGUGAUGCAGGAGUCAGUGAUUGUCAUAGCAACGCAACUUGCACUUCGCAGGGAUCUGGGCGCUACACGUGUGAGGUAAACUAAACUUAAUUUAGACAGGGGUAACUACGUCAGUUUUAAUAAAGGUCAUUUGGUCCAGUGUUGUUUGUACUGUUUUCAUGUGUGGCGAAAAUCGAAAUUACAAUUACACAACAGCACAUUGAAGGAACCGAGCCCAAGUCGUAAACGUGAAGUGCAUAUGCGCUAUAUAGGCGUUGUGUCACCAAUAUUCCAAGAACUGAGUUAGAUAUUAGGUGCAUGCUAUUUUGGACCAGAACAUAGGCUAGCUGGUGUGGAGAUAAGAGGACUUGUCUCCGUCUCGUUUUCGUCUUGAACACGAGCAAUAAUGAAGAACUGCUUUUCUGUGCGAGGCUUAAUAGGGUCCUUUCAAUCACACCGGAUAGUGUCUCCCCGGACACUACUUCGUAGCGGAUAGUGUCUCCCCGGACACUAUUUCCUAGCGGAUAGUGUCCCCUAUAAUUGCAUUUCCACGGAUAAUGUCCUCGCAUACCUAUAAUGAACGAAAAAUGCUUAGGAUAUCAAGGAACAUUUUAUUUAGGACUGGUUUGGAGAGAAAAUGUAUUAAUGCUUUUCUUCCUGCAACUUCGCUUGUUGUGCAGUUGUGUGAUUUUAAUUUCACUUCAGUCGCAGGUGAAAGAAGAGUGUCCUUGGACGUUACGAAACACCACAGGUUUUCUGACAGGAUUUUAAUCCCGGUCGAAAUGGCCAGUGCACUGACCAUGCAUUGUACCACUUAACAUGCCUUAUCUCAUUAGAAGUCUUGUGAGCUUUAAUUUAUUGCAGCCUCUCGCACAAUGUAUUUACGGUGCCUAAUUUUUAUUCAUUUUUUUAUUUUUCUAGUGUAAAGUUGGUUUUGGAGGUAAUGGUUAUGAAGAGUGCGGACCAGAUACUGAUUUAGACGGGAUACCUGAUAAAGGCUUAAGUUGUAUUGAUCCGCAUUGUAAAAGGGUGAGCGCCAUCUCUUGAAAAUUUGUCCACAGCACCUAUAUUAGCGAUAUAUAUACAGUAGCUUCUCCAAGCAGGGCCCAGUAUUCUUUAUCAACUGAUAAAAAUUCCACUGUCUAAUACUGUAGUUCAGUUGAUAUAGAAUUUGGAUUAUAUGCCAAACUAUAAAUUUGUCUGAGCAAAUUUCCCUUGUCAACGAAGAAGGAAUUUUUUGUCCUCAGGCAACUAAUAAUUAUGAAUUUACUAGGCAGUUACGACAGCGAAACAUAGGAGUUCGCGAUGUUGGUUUUAGCAUGGAUAAUAAAAUAAAUGGAUAGGACAUUAGCUGACGUCACAGUCUAUACCUACAAUCCUAGACAAAUAACAUGCGGACGCUGAUUAAAAAUGGCUGAAAUUUAAAGGAAUCGAAUAAUUAUAUGCAUAUUCGGCCGUAUUCCCCGCUCCCGGUCACUGAAUAAUUAUACGCAUAUUCAGCCGUAUUCCCCGCUCCCCCGUUACAAUGUUGUUGCUACAGAUACUGCAAUAGUUGCCAUAAUGACUGAAGUGUUCAUCAACAUUGUUUCAGGGGAGGGGGGACCGACUUUACGAAGUAUAUAUGAAAAUGUUUCAAAAAAAAAAUAUUUGCCAUGUUUGUCCGAGUAAAUUUGUCUAUGAUUGUAGUUGCAAUCUGUGACGUCACGCGUAUUUCCAAAGUUCUCGGCAUUUUUGUUGUUUCGCUAUAUUUCCGCUUUAAAAGAGUAAUAUUGAAGCAUAAACUGGUCUAAUUGUUUUAAAAACGUGCCUAAGCCACGAAAGUAUUCAAGGUAAAUGUUUUUCGUCUUUGUUUUGUAUUUUUUUACAUUUGUAGCUACGAAAUUGGCGUCACCAAUUUUAACGAAAUUUGGAAUGUGCAUUUUUCACUGUUUAGUGCUUGAAAUAUUUACUAAAAUUGACUGGAAAUACUUAGAGAUUUCAUCGUAGAAUGGCGUAGUUAUAUUUAUUUGCUCUUUGACUAAAAUGUUUAGCUGUAUUAUUGCUAAACAUGCCGUUUUUGAGAAUUUGGUUUGCAACUAGGUUUCAACAUCUAACCUUACCACGCCAUCAUCCAUUGAAAACAUUAGGUCACGUCACUACGUCAGCUAGUUUCCUAUCCUUUUAUUUUAUUAUCCAUGGUUUUAGUAAUAGCCAACUUCGAGUGUAUGAUGUACUGACAUCUCAAGUGAUAGCGUACGACAACGAUACAAUCAUUGGCGUUGGAACCACUGCCGCUGGCGUCCCCGUAACAUUUUCACAGCCUAAAUAGAUUACAUAUAUAUUUCCGUUGUUAUAUGUAUAUAGAUAUAAGUAUUUGAGAAAAGAUGACUUCAUUAUUUGUGAUAAGUCUUGUUUAAAAAACUCGCCAUCUACCAAUUCGCCAAAUAGUUGAACCAUGCUUAAUUUGAUGGUGACUAUAUCCUCCACAAGUCAUCCAAACCACCAAAACCGAUUAUGAACCAAUUUUUUGGAAACAUUUUUGUUGUCCACGUUCUUCAAUUCGGCGGCAGAAAGUGCAGAAAAUGGCAUUUCCGAGCUUCAUUUUUUACAAUAUGGCCAGGAAAACAUGCAUGCCCCUGUACCACCCUAGAUUUCAGCCAGCCUCUCUAACUUCCUCUAAAUACCUUCUCACGCCACUGGAUACGUAGCUGAUUUUCAUUGUGCUUUCCUCAUAAAUCAUUAUUGAAUUUCAGAAAUCACUUAAAAAGCUUUUUGAUCUCAUUGAUGAAAUAUUACGCAGUUGCAUUUAUUGUAUCAUGUGUUGUUCAACUGAGGCCCAUUUCCAUGGACAGAGAAUUUUCCGAAAAUAUCACUGUUAAAAGUUGUUAAUUUUCAACUUCCAAAUUUUUUCGGACGGAAAAUUUGUGUCUGUCAAUCACAUUUUACAAAGUUUUCUUUCUGUGGAAAAUUUUCUUGAGUAGGAAUGAUCCUUAUAACAUGUAUGUUUUCUUCAGGACAACUGUCCUUAUGUUCCAAACGAAGGUCAAGGUGACAAUGAUGAUGAUAGUGAUGGUGAUGAUUGUGAUACUGAUGACGACAAUGAUAAUAUCCCGGAUGUAGUUGUAAGUACAAAUUGUAAUUUCUAUGUUGGAGAGGGGGGUUACCUUUACUGUAAAUGUAUUGAGAGAUGAAACAUUCACAUUGAUGAACAAUUUAGCAGAAAAUGCAUUGUUAUUGAGAAGCAUGUCAGCAUGAACUAAACAACCUUUAAUAUCAAUUAGAUUUUUUAACAUUCUAAGCACUCAAUUUAUAGUAGAUAUAUAUAUGACCGUAGACUUCCGCUAGCAUGUCCGACCUGUUGUGGUUUUACUAUUCAUCCCAACAUUCAAACAAUUCCACCAUCACUGGUUCUCGUCAAUGUACAACCAUCGAAAUAUGAUUAUAUUUGAUUUUCCACAGGAUAAUUGUCCUUUUGUUCGAAAUGAUGACCAGAAAGACAGUGACAGUGACCGUGUUGGUGAUGCUUGCGAUAACUGCAAUACUACAUCAAAUAGUGCUCAGCAGGAUCUUGACGGAGAUGGGACUGGGGAUGAAUGUGAUGACGACAUAGACGGAGAUGGUGAGGAAUUAUGAUUUCUUACGAAAAUGGGUUGUUAGGCAUUGAAGAUGGGACAAGGAUAUGAUGCACUGUCCAAUAACAACGUACAAAAACGAUAAUGGAAACACAGCAGUAAUAACAACAUCACUGCCUUGUUCUCAGACGCUUUGUUGUGCUACGCCGUCGCGCGACACGCACGCGGGACGACACGCGUGGGAGAAAAUGGAAAAUACACGAAAUCAUUCAAAUUAUCCGCGCGGCACACGCAAAAAGACCACGCAAGCCAUAGCGGCCACAUUACGCCUGGGUACGAGGCUGACAACAUCAGCAACAAUAGUAACAAAAACAACUACAGCAAAACAGGAGUAACAACAAAAACAGCAACAACUGCAGCUACAAAAUGAAUAAUAGCAGCGAUAAUAACAAUACGAAAAGCAACCAUAGCAACAUUCUUUGACAGGGAAUUCACAUAACAUUUCACAUGUGAGAAUAGUCAUUUCGUAUGUGAAAUUUAGAAUUUUCGAAUGAUUGUGAAAGAAAAAGGAUUAUCUGUGAAAAUUACUUUCACAUGUGAAAUUAUUAUUUCUUAUGUGGAAUUGGAACACUUAUAAACUGAAAAAUUGUUUUCACAUGUAAAAUCAUAGCUAUGUGAAAUUUUCGAGUUAGCAAUAAGAACAACAAAAACCGCAGCAACAAUAAAAACUACAAUGAUAACGACAACAAGAACAACAUAAGUAUCGUAACGUGAUAUAACUACUGCAUAACAAAACGCCAGCACAGAGGAACUCGGGAAUAUCUGCCUCCUCCGCAGGCUCCUCUAUAUAGAUCAAAUUUAAAUAUCGGUAAUAUAUAGAUCAGCGCGUGCACUGCAAGACCGAUAAAGACGCACGCCUUUAGGCACACGCCCGCAACUAAGGACGAUUCCGCGCGCCCCAUUAAUUUUCGUCUUUUCCUAAUUAUUUGAUAGCAAGCGACUGGGGACGAGGCAGCGGGAAUAUAACAACACGCAUACUCAUUCCAAAUAUAUUGUAGGUCUACUCAAUGCAAAUGACACAUGUCCAAAACUAAAUACCACUGAUCAAAGAGACGUCGAUGGUGAUCGUGUUGGUGAUAAGUGUGAUAAUUGUCCAAAUCGUCCUAAUGGAAACCAGGUAUCAACGAAAUUUCACCCUCAUAGUAAGCUUUAUUUAUGCCUGGUAGCACAUGGUAAAAAUGAGCAUAGUUUGGAAGGCUGCAUGUGAACUUCAGAUGGUUUUACAAUUCUACUCCUAACUGACGUUGAGAAGAUCUGGAAGUCACAAAUCAUUUGCUCUUGUAUUAUUAAUAUUGAAACAUACCUCUGAUAUACUGAAUGAUCUCUUCAGUAUACAGCAAAACGAUAGGUUCACUUUCAAACGUACUUUCACGAUCACGACAAUGCACAAAUUUCUAUAAACAACACAGAAACAUGGAACAGUAAUUAUAUUGCUGAAACUGUUCAUAUUUUCUUCUAUCAGUUCUAAACUGUUCUCCUUAGAUCUUCAUUAAAACCAUCCAUACAGGUUUUACUCUAACAGAAAACGGGAGUACCAGCAGAAAAAUGCGCCGUUUAAUUGGCAACGUUAAAAUAGAAGCAAGGCUUCUUCCUUGCUAGUGCGUUUAAAUUAUAACCAGAAAGUAAGAAACGUUGCCUCAGUAUUAUAAUAAUUCUGUGACGUACGUGAAAAUUAUGCAAACUGAUUUGACAGAGCAAGUUUUUGGUAACAGAGGAUUGUGAGGGAUAAGUUUCUCUCCUCCGCAGAGGAGAGAAACUUAUCCCUCACACUUAUGCCCUCUCCCGCCUGCGCUCCUUCGUUCAGCGGCUCCGCUCGUGUUCCAAGACCCGCCAUGUAAAGUGUAGUGAAAUGUGUCUCAAUACUAAUCGUAAUCAUAGCCAACAGAAGCCUUUGCGGAGGAGAGAGGGGAUAAGUGGUUGUUUCCAUGCUGCCACCCUUUUUUUCUUUCCUUUCCACUCCUGAUUUCAUGACCUUCUCUGACAAGUAUUGCUUCAAAUUUCACUGCCAUAGCACAGAGUUGCCUGCACAGGAGUUCUCCCUUCCACGGAGCUUUAAACCUCUACGGAGGAGAGAGGCAGAUUGGCGUACAGUAUAAAACGGAAAGAACACAACCCCACCCCUCACAGGCGAAAGACACAUGCGCAAACAAAGUGCCACCAGCAACCCAUGAGCAGUUUUUGUGGCAACUAAGACAUUGAGCUUCUUGCUAUUUAUGACUUGCAAAUGCGACAGUUUAUAUUUAUUCAUGUUUCCUUUUCAGAAUGACAGUAAUCAGAACGGCUAUGGAGAUGUUUGUGAUGACCCUGCGAUUGCUGGGAAUGAUAGGUAUUUUAAUCAUGGGCAAUGAUGUCAUAAAACUGUGUAAUAUUGACAUAUUAUUUUGCUUUUGACCAGCGAAGCCAAUUUGAGCCGAAAGAAAUAAAAACAGUAGACCGUAUUUAGGAAGAAAAAUUGCCACACGAAUUAGGGUGAGGAUGUUAUGAUUAGGGCCUAGGAUUAGGGUGGGGUUAAGAUUAUGAUUAUUAGAGGGUGUAAAGAUUCAUUGAAAUUUCGAUUGUAUUUAAUUGGUUGAUGUGACAUGCAAAAACCAAUUUCUUAUGCCAAAACCAAUUUCUUAUGGUUAGCUAAGUUUCAAACCACAUUUCACGCUGCCCUCGCUAACGUGUGCCCAUGAAUACAAAAAGAAGAAAAGGUCAUCAAAAUUUGUAUUUCUUGAUUUACCGUGGUUUUUAUGCUAUACUAUGAAGGCCGAGGAAUUCCUAACGCAAUCUUUGUGGAUAAGUUUUCGGGCUGGACGUGUGACGUUGCAAUUAAGACAAUUAACGGUUUUGCUGUGUAGGUAUAUUCAUAGUUUUUGCAUUCUUCUAUAGAGACGGUGAUAGUGUUUUCAAUGACUACGAUAAUUGUGUUAACCUUCCAAAUGCUGAGCAAGCAAAUAAGGAUGACGACGCUUCUGGUGGGUAAAUGUUAAAAAGAUGAUGAAAAUUGAUUUAAAGCAACUCUUGUCAUGAGAGUUGAGGAAACAUUCGAUUAUCAAUUAUGUAAACUCUCACCCAUCAACUCUCAUAUUUCUCUUGUUCUCGUUUGCUCAAAAUAUGAGAAUUAAGAAAACGUUUUAACUCGCAUCUGUCACCUCUCGUGACUUGUUUCUUCUUCUUGUUUUAUCAGGCAAAAAUUAUAUAGAAAAUUCUCGUGUAAUUUCUCACUUAACCACUCUCUUGAAGCUCUUGUUUCUGUAUCAUCAAGAAAUGAAAGUCGGAGGAUCUCAUGUAAACUCAAGUCUCUCUUGUUGUGUUUUGUCAAGCAGUCAAAGUUAACAUGCCGCAUGCGACCAUGCCACAUGUUUAAUCCAGAAUUGAAAAUAUUUUAAGGAGAUAAAACUAAGAACAGCAUUGUAACUUUCGUUGCCUAGGUGACGCAUGUGAUGACGACAGUGAUAAUGAUGGUGUACCAGACACUGAAGAUAAUUGUCCUUUGGUACAGAAUCCUGAUCAGAGCCACCUUAAUCUCACAUUUGAUGCCAUUGGUAGGUAAAUGUUAAAUACACUAAACUGGAGCUUUAAUUUGUUUUGAAAUCUAUUUUCAAAAUCGUUCAGGUGCUGAAGUUGGUGAUUUAUGUAACAAAGAUUUUGAUGGAGAUGGUUUCCCAGACAAUCAAGAUUCAUGUCCACAUGUAGACAAUAUUCACAAAACAUCAUUCCUUCAUCACUUUAUUGUGUGGCUUGAUAGACAGUCUACUGAUAAUGAUGUGUGGAAAAUUUCAAAUGAGGUAAUAAUUUCGUAAGGUAAAACCACUUGGCAAAACAUAGUACCCACUGUUAAUAUCAUACGUUAACCUUUGGACACCUGAUGACAGUACAAUUUAACUUAUUGUUUGGCCCAUACAAAAAUUAGGCCCAUACAAAAAUUAGGCUCAUACAAAACUAUGUUCCAUAUUAAAUCAUUAUUGACACACUAUAUAAUAUCUAUUUUCAUGCAGGCCAACGAAGAACUUAUAUUCAAUAUUUUUAAUUUUAGGGCCGAGAUAUUCAGCAUACAUCCAAUAGGAGCAACCCGUCCAUGUUGAUUGGUAUAUCUUCAUCAUAGGCGUAUGGGAGGGAAAAAAUUGGGGGGGGGGUCGGCAAGAAAUUUGCCCGACUUUUUCGCAUUUUGCCACAGGAGGCCCAGGCUCGAUUUACCCGCGCCCGCCUGUGCCUUCCUUAUAACGAGGGAAGGAAGGAAACAUUGAGACCAAAAUAGCCCAGACUUGGCAUAUGUCACACGAAACUAUCCUCGAUUUUUCGCCUUUAAUGCAUUUCUUUCACGGUUAAUCGAUAUCCCCUGCAAGAAUGGUACCGUAUAACUCUCAAAACAACGAUGCUUUAAUAAAAGAGCUUAAAUUCGCUCUGAAAUCCGUGAGGGAAUAACAAAAUUCGGCCAAAAUAUAUCCGCGUGCCGGGUUUGCUGGACAAAAAGCGGAAGUCGUUGAACAACUCAAAAUACACUCAACCCUGAUUGGACAACGAAAAUCAACAAACAGUUCAAAUUUUUCUCCACUGGGAGUUGGGAUAGUACUUGGAACAGUAUACUGUAAUAAUUUCAUUAUUUGAAUCAAAACAAUUCACAAACGUUAUGAAGUCUACUACAAGUCGAUUAUAUAUGUUACUGUAAAUAUAACUGCAAAUAUAACUAUAAUUUUACGCUGAAACAUCUUGUCAAAUAGGGUAAAUUACUAUCCGUAUUUACUGACUAAACUUCUUAAAUUUAAAUAAUUAGAUUUGCAAUGGUUUUCCCCGACAACAUUUGUUAAUUGUUUUGAUUCAAAUUUAUAUUAAUUACUGACUACUGAAAAUUUGAAAUGUUUGUUGAUUUUCGUUGUCCAAUCAGGAUUGAGUGUAUUUUGAGUUGUUCAACGACUUCCGCUUUUUGUCCAGCAAACCCGGCACGCGGAUAUAUUUUGGCCGAAUUUUGUUAUUCCCUCACGGAUUUCAGAGCGAAUUUAAGCUCUUUGAUUAAAGUAUCGUUGUUUUGAGAGUUAUACGGUAUCAUUCUUGCAGGGGAUAUCGAUUAAUCGUGAAAGAAAUGCAUUAAAGGCGAAAAAUCGAAGAUAGUUUCGUGUGACAUAUGCCAAGUCUGGGCUAUUUUGGUCUCAAUGUUUCCUUCCUUCCCUCGUUAUAAGGAAGGCACAGGCGGGCGCGGGUAAAUCGAGCCUGGGCCUCCUGUGAUUUUGCCCGACUUAAAAAGAAAAUUUUCCGUGUAAAAUCUCUAAAAUUCCUGGGGGUAGGGGUUGGAAAAAUGGAUCAAAAUCUUUCAAAACCUUACAAAAUGUUUCUUCCACUUCUUCCAUUGUUUCUUUGAUUAUUACCUUAAAUAUUUUUUCAUUGUUUCAAGCCCCAUGUGGGACGCAGGACUUUUUCCUGGACUUAGCGUGAUUAAUAAAUUGUUAUUGAAAUCUUUAACGCUAUAAAUGGUCGAUGUUUUAAUUUGUUGUUAAUGCCCGUCCAAACCAUUCAAACAUUGUUCAGCGUUGACGAAAAUAUUGACUCAUGAGAUAAAGGCAAAUCUGAUGCAACAUCUACCAACAUUACCAAAUAUAGUGUUCAAACCACAGAUUAAGUGUGACCAGAUGUGUAACUUCAGGAAAAAAUUGCUAUCUUUCUAGCAAGUGUGCUUGCGUGAUAAUUCGUUAUUUGAUAAUACUUAUACAAAUUUGAGGACACGAAAUCCUUUGAAGUUACACAUCUGGUGUAUACUUAAUCUGUGGUUCAAACAGACCAAACAAUAUUGCAUUCUACAAUGUUGGAUGAUACUGGUACAAAAUUUUGGACUUUUUUAAUGGGCUUUAGAAUUAUAUCACGAACCAACACCAGCCAGCCAGGGAGCCAUGCACACCAGAUCGAAGGUGCCCAUAAACUGUAACAUGCAUAUGGUAACUAUUUCCUUUCUUAAUUUGUGUACAGGCAAUCAACGGUAUGGCCCAGUAGAUUUCUCUGGCACAAUAUUUGUAAAUACUGAUGAAGGUUUGAACUAUAUUGGUUUUGUAUUUGGUUACCAGUCCAAUAGAAAGUUUUACUCGGUCAUGUGGCGGCAUAAGAAUCUGAAUCUUGACCAAAACACGUAUCAAGCUGGUAUUAAAGGCCUUCAAUUGAAGGUAGGUUUGCUCGCUUUAAAUGUAAUGUCAUAGAAGUUUAUGUAGCCAAAAGCGAUGAGGCUAAGCAUCCAAGAAAAUAUAUUUCUCUUCCCGGCAACAAAACCCAAAUAUAAAAAUUUCCUGUGUAAAUCAAAUAUAAAACAUUGUGACAUUCUCGACUUGCAAAACGCUUUUGGAAUUGCAGUUUGAGAUGAAAUUUCCUGGCAGCGGUGCUCCGGCAGUGGAGUGGCGUCCUUAAAUAAGUCUACAUGCAUUCAUACGUCAUAUGAAGGGAAGUAAGAAGAGUAACAAUAGGUAGGAUAAGGAACGAAAGAUAGGAACAUUAGGAGAAUCAAAGGAUGGAGGAAACAGAAACGGGAGAGAAACUCAGAAUAUCAAAAGUAUUUGAAGUAAUAGUUCAAAUACGAGUAAGUGUUCUUCCUCUGAUUUCUAAAUACAAACAAGCAGGUUGAAAAUACGAGGCGAAGCCGAGUUUUUUUAACCAGCUUGUCUGUAUUUAGAAAUCAUAAGAAGAACACUUACGAGUGUUUGAACUUACUUCUCAAACAAACCCGUAUUUUAAGAGGAAAUCCAGAUUAAAGUUGGCUGUAAUCUUUCUUCGAUUUAUAAACAUUAAAUAAUGAUUAAAUAUUUAUUUCUUUUGAAUUUUCUUCAUGAAUUAUUAAUGAGUUUGAGAAGUAUAACAUUAAAAUUAAUACAACAGUUAUAAUUUUCACUUCUUAGCUCAUAAACAGUAAUACUGGUCCUAGUAAUAAUCUUGCCCAUGCUCUCUGGCAUUCAGGAGACACCUCAAACCAGGUAAGACCACGAGUGCGAUAAAUAGUUUUUCAAUUGGCGCAAUAAUUCUACACCACACAAUUGUUAUAAUUCUUCUUUCAUGUCUACACUCUAGGUGUCUUUACUGUGGCAUGAUCCUCUCAUGCAAGGAUGGGAACACAAGACUGCUUACAGGUUUUACCUGAAGUAUCGACCUUCUGUUGGAAAAAUAAGGUACAGUUGCAAAGACAAAUCAACAAGUGUUCAUCUUAUUUAUGACUGAUUACAUCGAGGCUACGUUCACACGGAACCGAACAAAUUCAGAACAGUGCACAAAUUCUUCCGAUUCUAUUUGUACACACGGGAUUUGUGCGGUUAGCUGUCUUCGAAUUGGGACAUCAUAGUAAACGGAAGACUUUCUUUUUUUUGGGGGGGGGGGUGAGGGGGUAGAUCCCCAGAAAAUUUGAAAUCUGGAGUCUCACCAGCGUGCUGAAAAAAAAUUGUCAUGCAAAAACAUGGACAUUUCAGUAACUUAAUCACCCACAACAAAUGUUUCAAGCCACGUGGCGGGAAAUUAUCAACAUUUAAUGUGGACUAAUUCGUGUGAACGGAGCCAGAAUAUAUUAUGCUUUACUGCAUGCACCUUUAGCCUGGACUAUUUCUUACAACAAUCAUGUUAUUACUACAUGUCAAUUAAUCGAUUUGUCCUUAGCUCAACUUGCAAUUUAUCCUGUGCAAAGACAUCUUGAGGCUCUAGAAAAACCGAAGAAAACGCAAAAUAUUUUGUAGAGGUUGGCGUUUUACAAAUUUAACGAGAUUUAAUCCACGAUGACAGAUGUGCAAUCCGCUUCUCUGAUGACUGAAUAAAGUUUUCACUUCUAUAACGUUUUAGAAGGAUUAGAUCAAGCCAGGAAUUUUUCUUUUGAGUUUUUUUUUUCAAAGUAAUAUUUCAGAUUUAAAAUCCAAAUACUGGGAAAUUACCCAUGUUGAUGCAUCUUAAUAAUGCGAAAGUAAGACAAGACCUUGUGUCCAUGUGCUUUUUACGAACUUUUCCAAGCCAGUUUUAUUCCACCUGCAUUGCAGGCUGAUUGUUAAAGAAGGAGAUUCUGUUCUCGCGGAUUCUGGGGAUAUUUAUGACACCACGAUCACUGGGGGACGAUUAGGAGUAAUUGUAUAUGGACAGAAUGAUGUUAUUUGGUCCAGACUACAAGCAAAUUGUCAGGAUAGGUAAGCAUGUUUUUGUAUUUUUCACUUUACUGAAAUUAAUUCAUUAAUAGUUCUUUGUAUGCUUACAUAGAUGACAUCAUAACACCACGUAGUACUGCAAAACUUUCGAUCUGUAAGCCCGGAUCUUCAUCAGUACUAAUGAUACCUGUAUAUGACUUGUACCACAGAAGAGAGGACUUGUACUUUAUUUGCUAUGACGUGUGAAUUCAACAAAGUCAUCUAUUAUUAGCACAUAUGAAGAUCCGGGCUUACGAAUGAAUAUUAAGUAUACUUGUUGUUGUCCAAUAACAGUUCACUGCGGAACGGUAAUGUGUUGUUUUGAAGUUUGAGUCAAUAGUUUUGUUUAUUUUCAUAGCCAUUUUUAUGUAAACUGUAAGGAAUUGGUGACAUGUGCCGGUAUUCCCCUUAUAAACCGCUAAAAACGUCCUAGCUAUAUAUAGUGAUUAAUUUUAUUCCAAGUUAGUUCAAUGGUAUUUCUCAACUGACGGUUUGACAGUCUGAGUGUCGUAGAUAUUCUGCCCUGAUUAUUCAGUAUGAAUAAUCCAGUGUGAUAGAUGGUCAUGUUCUAUGUAAUAAUGAGGUUCAGAUUUGAAUCCCAUUACCGCUACCAUUAAGAAUCCAUUAACCAAUCAGAUGCGUUUGAUAUGUUCGAUUAACCAAUCAGACACAUACUAAGCCAGCGAGAAGUAGUGGAAGUCAAAUCUGAACCUCUCUAUAAUAUUACAGCUACUGCGAACCUUAUAAGAAUUCAACAACACCAAGGGAUUGUUUCUUAACAUAGGAUAAAAGUAAUUGGCUUUACUCAGAAAAUACUCCAUUUUUCUUUCAGAGAAAACCAUGCACUGUUGUUUGAUGGCGUGGACGAUUAUGUCUUGUUGCCCUCCGUUAAAGACUUGCAACUUACUGAUAGGUAAUUCUGCUUCAAUAUAUUUAGUAGUGGCUUAAAGUAGUUUAUCAAAUUAUCGUUGUAUCGACACAUCAUCAUUGUUCAUAAAUGUAAGCACUGCAGUGUCUGCACUGGUACUCUGACAGAUGACUCACUUCGGGCGGGAGGAUUUUCAAACGUGAAGCCUGAUACCCUCAUACUUAAACAAAUUCUCAUGAUCCAAUAUUUUGCAAAUUGUCUGUCAUUGAAAGCGUUGUUGUUCUCAUGUGUAUUAAAAAUGUUUCAAUAAUCGUCUUUUAGUUUUACGAUCAGUGCGUGGAUUAUGCUGGCUCAAUCGUACCCUACCACUUUAAUGCCAGUUGUGUGUACCACGGAUGAUACGAUAUGUCUUUAUAUAGAAAACAGGUAAAUAUUUAAAAACAUCUUCCCUGCAGACAAAUAUCUUGAAAUAAUCAAUAACUCUAUGAAUCCUGUCUAAAAUGUCCUCGCUCAAGGUUUAAUCGCCUGCAACCAUGUAUACCUGUCUGCUAUCCAACGGAACUCAAUCCUCAACCGAACUACCCUUCAUGUGCACCAUCUGCAAACGUUUAAACCACUAGACCAUCCUAGCCACCUGUAACCACCUGUAACCGUCUGUUAUCCAAUGGAACUCAGUCCCCAACCCAAUCACUCACCAUCACCUACCCAAUGACAUACAGCUCAUGCCAACCGUCUGUAAACUGUAAACAUCUGCAACCAUCUGAAAGCGUCUGCUAUACCUCAUAUCCAGUAAGGUAUAUCCUUUGCUGGGGCGGUGUUAGGUCGUGUUACCAUAGGACAAAACUGGAGUACUCUGGGAAUACCUGCAGUUUUCAUACAGAACAAUUAAAAAAUCAUUGUUUUCAUCGGGAUUCGAACUCGCAUCAAUUUUUCGUUUUCUGCGUCGUCAGAAUAAACAUGAAACUAGUUUUUCGUAUCACCGAGGUUUUCAAAUACCUGCAGUCAGUGCAGUGUGUGGUCAAGUCAAACAGGAAACACUCUUCUCACAUGCGACUGCAGCGAAAUUAUAAUCAGAAAAUAGUAUAUUGCAGGAAUAAAAAGCAUGCAUGUACCAACCACAGUGCCAAAAAAUAUUGCUGUUCCCUCGACCAGAAUAAAUACGUUGUUGAUUUAAGGGUGAUAUGAGUCCCCCUGAAUGAUUUGUUACUGAUGUUGAAACCUAGUUGAAAUUAUUUUAACAGGAAGCUGCGAGGUCGAUUGGGAACGGCUGUUGUGUCUAGCAAUGGUAUCAUUGACGGCGAAAAUUGGCAUCACGUGACAUUGAUAUAUGAUGCUCAAAGUAUGUGUUUAUGUUACACAACAUGUACUAUCUCUGCUUGAUAUAAUCAUUUGCCGGGUAGUCCACAUUCAAGAACACUAGUCCUGUAUGAUUUGAUCUGACCAUGAGAACAUGUUUAAGACCAUGUACUGUCUCUGCACAAUCUAACCAUUUUUUAAAAGGUGACUUAAAACAGUUUUUUAAAAAAAUGGAAAAUUCACGAGUUAGAUGCGUAUUUUUGGACAAGUAUUACUUGUUGAUAAACAAAAAGAACCUUACUUAUAUAAAACAACAUCUAAAGAGUUUGAAUUUGAAUACAAAAGUUACGCAACUGCCGUUGCUAUGGCAACAAGGACGUUUCAAGGUGGCGGAUAUUUUGGCUUUAAAGUAAUUUAACUCGUAAACGACAUCGGUGACCCCCAAAUUUUAUUUUAAAAAAAUGAUUUCCCUUAGUAUAUUGAAUUACGUUAACAAUUUUAAAAAAAUUCUGUGGAGCCGAAAUUUUUAAAAUUACGUAAAGGUGAUUGUUCAUAAUAAUUUUUUUUUUGCUCAACAGAAUUUUUUUUAAAUUGUCAAAAUAAUUGAUUAUUCUAAAAGAAAUCAUUUUUUAUAAUAAAAUUUGGGGGUCACCGAUGUCGUUUACGAGUUAAAUUACUUUAAAGCCAAAAUAUCCACCAUCUUGAAACGUCAUUGUUGCCAUAGCAACGGCAGUUGUGUAACUUUUGUGCAAAAAAUUCUAAUUCUUUAGAUGAUGUUUUGUAUAAGUAAGGUACUUUUUGUUUAUCAACAAGUAAUAAUUGUCCAAAAAUACGCGUCUAAAUCGUGAAUUUUCCAUUUUUUUAAAAACUGUAUUGAGCCACCUUAACUAGCGAAUAAGUUCUGCACAACAGGGGUUAUUCUAAGCUGGAUUUGCUAGGUCUUCUUGGAGUUGGAAAAAAAGAUCUGGAGUUGUAAAUGAAAAACACUGGAGUUGUACAAAAUAUAUCACGUACAUUCCAGCAGUCACAUUCAUUGACGUAUAAAGUAAUGUUGUCUAGUUUAAAAAUGUAAAUUAGAGAAGUUAUAAAUGUUUUUUAUCCGUAAGCCAAGCUUUGUUCAAAACAGUUUGGCAUUCUUAUUUUGUUUUACAUGUUGAUCCACUAUGCCAUCGCUUGUGUGUUCUUUCUUCUCAGUUGCUUCUUCAAACACACCUUUGAACCAUCGUUGAUAACGUGCUUUAUCAGUUUCCUUGUUUCUGCGUUGCCUUUGUUGCAGCCAUCUCACAACACAUAUUCUUCGAUCCAAUUCUUCAUGAGUUGGCAUAUUGAAGUGAACAUACGGAUAAAGAUUUUGUGUUUCGACAUCAAUAGAAUUCCUCAGCGAUGUUUUUACAAGAUUGCAUGCACUGAUUAACCUUUCAACAUCGCACGAGUGAGGUUUUGCUGCCCAUAUUCCGGCAAGGGCUAUGACAUGCAAUAUUGAGGCAAAUGUUUCGUUUUCUUGCCAAAUACUGUCCCAUCUGAGCUAAACGUAGGCUUUGGAGAGUAUAUGUACGUAUCAGCUCUGGUGAUGUUACACCAAUACAAUGCUGUUAAAUUUGAGAGAAAAUUUUAUUAACGGUCUGAACAUAUUCAUGAAUUCCUUGAUAUCAGCAUCAGGCUUUAAAGCAAUAAAAAGUUUAUCCACUUUCAAUAUCUUCUGAUCAACACCAAAUUUAAUCUGAUCUAGAAAUUCCACAAGGCAAUAAAUAAUUUCUUUCCUUACCGUUGUUAGAUCUCUUAAGGCUAGCACAAAAAGGUGAUGAACUCGCCUUUCUCGUGGAAUACUAAGGGCAAUGCCUUUCAAGGAAAGUUGAUUGCACUAGGCUCUUCCUUUGAAUUUUUACAAGAAGUAUUAUAGCAGAAGCCAUUACACUCUUGACAUCUAUUGUAGCAGAGACGUUUUGAGAAGUUCUUCUUGAAAGUUCUUCAUCAAUAUUUACAUUGCUUUAUCAACUUUCUGGAAAGUGAAAGCCGAAGGUAUUGAGUCUAUUGACUAAAUUGAGAAGUCUGAAGUGAUUUUAUUCGUCGUUAUCUCUUAUCAGUUUGAUACGUUGAUAGAUUUUGUCACUUUAAUUCUCUGUCAGCAGGGGAAAACAUUUUACUUAUUUUUAUAAAACCCAGAAGUAAAAUAAUAUUAAUUGUGACUGCGAAAUGGAAAAGUAUUUGACCUUAGAUUUUGCUAAACUCACUCGUAGGUCAUAUUUUAUAUUUCUUAAGAUGUUAAAAGUUUAUGAAGUAUGUCAUCAGUUUAUAUGGAAAUAUAAAAUUAUUUUACACUAAAGCUUAUAUAAUAACUAGUACAAAUGUCCUUCUUUCAAGACCCAAUUGAUUGCCCAACCAUUGACCCAAUAAGAGCCCAUGCCCUGAAUGUAUAUUACCUAUUACCUGUCUGACUUCACCACAUCAAAAAGUGACUAACAGACUAACAGUUGUUGUGACAGAGUCACAGUGUAACUAGAGAAUAAGUAAGAUGAAGACCACACCAAAUUCAAAAAAGCCUUGCUAGUUAUUCUCAGGGAUAAUGCAGGUCAAUACAGUAGGUCUGGAUCUCCUCCUCAAGGCUUAAUACUUCAACAAAGUGGCAGAAUGUUUUUUAGUUACUGGAGUUGUAAAUUAUCCUUAGAACCCCUGCUGCACAACAUUAGAUUAAUAGUUUAAGAUCAGUGCAGCCUGAAAACUUGGUCAUGCUAUGCAAAUAUUUCCGUGUUCAUAGACCGUGAAAACAAUCAAUUUCUAAAGAAAUUUGCAUAGCAUGACCAAAUUGUCGGGCUGGCUUCACCACUGACUUGUACCGUAGUCCAUAUAUUCAAGAAUAUGUUGUACGCGUCCAUUACCUAACUUGUACAACACCAGGUUCAAUAACAUUUAUAUAAUAACUACAGUGAAACACGCAAUUUGAUUGGUCAAUAGCCGUGCAGGAUCAGGCUAUCCUGCACGAGGAAUUAAAAUGCUUUCGCGGGAUUCUCAAAAUGUCAUUGUUUCACUGUACUGUAGUUAUUUUAUAAACCAAUUACCAUAUGGUUUUCCAAGCAUCGACUUUCGGAAAGGGUAAAAAUACACUCGCCUGCGGUUCGAGUAUUUUUACGCUUUCCGAAAGUCUCGCGACAUCCCUCGUGCAUGGAUCACGCAAUCCUGCACGGAAAAUCAUUCGGUAUUCCUUUAAUACUGUAUAGCUAUAGCCACGUCAUAGACUCUAUAUACUGUAGAACAUGUGCUACUCCGCAUAGUCCAAAAACAUGCGGAAUCAGUUCAUUGGUCAGCAUCAACGCCGUGUCUUCCCAGUAAAACUUUGAAUAUAUUUCAAUUUUUUAAGGACAUGAGCUUGUGACCUUUCUCAACGGUACCGAAGACGCGAGAUUAAUAAAUGUCCAACCUCUUUCCUGGGUAUGUCUACCGUUAAUAGUCCAGCUAAAAAUUACGUACUACCGAAUCAUACGUACUUUGUAUAAAGUCAAUUUAUGCCAAACAAACUGAGCCUUAAAAUUAUUGUUCUUUAUGUAGGUCAACAAUUCCGUCGUAUAUUUAGCAAGAAACUCGAAUGGGUUUUUCAAGGGAAUGUUAGAUGACGUAAGUGUUAUAAAUAGAACGGGUCUUAUUCACCUGAUUCCAUAUUAUACCGCGUAUAUCAUUAAAUUUAAUGUUUAUGUAUAGGUUUCAUUUUGGCCAGUCAAACAGCAGGAUAACGAAGUGAAGGAGUAUUCUAAACUAGCUGGACUCUCCUGGCCAAAACAUAAACGUAUCGUGCGCGCUCACUAUACAAUGGACCAGAGAUUGGGUACUGUUGUACUUGAUGAAUCUGGCAACAAUCUAGAUGGCAGUUUAAAAGGAAACCCGCAGUGGGUGCAGGUAUAUAUAUAUAUCAGUUUAUUUUCAUAGCUUUUAUCUCUUUAUGCACAAGCCGUCAAUGCAUUCCUGUGGAGAAGGCGAUAAGUGCAUGAGAGGGCGAGCUGGCAAGACUGGCAGGAAGCUCAUGACCGAUUGUAAAUUUUGUUCGAGAUUUAAAGAGUUCGAAAAUCUUUUCUGUAUGUUGAAAUAACUUUAGUUGGUUUUAACACAAUUUUACAUUUACAAAAUAUGACAGUACAUUGCUUGAGUUGAAUAGUUUUCUUUCAGCAACUUAAAAAUACGAUUAUGCGACAAUGCUCCAGUGCAUAUUGUACCAAUUAUAUAACUUACUGCAUGAGAUCAGGUUUUAUUCACACUGUUUGUUCCUAGCUUUUUGAUAACGUUAACGAUGAUGGCUUAAUAAAUAUAACUGUUUUACUUUAGAGUUCUUUGGACAAAGUUCGUUUCCAGCUGACCUACCCCAACAAUAGAAAACGAAGACAUGUUGCAGGAAUAAUUCAUACAGAAUUAUGA
Messenger RNA from Paramuricea clavata, 32367 nucleotides. The record is from the annotation of a GenBank genome assembly. NCBI's taxonomy places the organism in Eukaryota, Metazoa, Cnidaria, Anthozoa, Malacalcyonacea, Plexauridae.